This is a messenger RNA of Paraglomus occultum, 702 nucleotides long. Lineage: Eukaryota; Fungi; Glomeromycota; Glomeromycetes; Paraglomerales; Paraglomeraceae. The record is from the annotation of a GenBank genome assembly.
AUGACUGCGACUUCGGGACAAAAACCUAAAAUAUCUGUUGGGGAUCGACUCCCUGAGGACCUGUAUUUUGGAGUUCUAAAUGAAGGAGAGGAGGAACCUAGAAAAAUCACUGUAAAAGAAGUGUUUGGCGGGAAGAAUGUUGUCUUGUUUGGGAUUCCUGGUGCAUUUACAUCGGUCUGCAGCUCGAAGCAUCUUCCCCAGUAUUAUGACAGAUACGACAAGUUAAAUCAGAAAGGUGUCAAUGUUGUUGCAUGUACCGCAGUGAAUGACCCAUACGUUCUCCGUGAAUGGGCACGCAACCAUAACGUAGGUGGCAAAAUCCUAAUGCUUGCUGACGGAGAUGCGAGCUUCCAUUCCGCCCUCGGUCUCACUCAGCAGCUCCCUUUCUCUGGCAUUCGUGGGUAUAGAUUCUCCAUGUAUGUUAGUGAUGGUGUUGUAAAGAUUUUUAACCUCGAAGAGCCUGGAGCAUUGAGUUAUAAAGUAUCUGGGCCGGAUCAUAUGUUACAAGAUCUGGAGAGAUUGGAGAAGGAGGAUGCACUUGUGAAAGCAGGCAUAUCGAUUUCAUUUGCAAAUGCAUGUGCAAAGUCUGACCUGAUCUUUAAAACAACCAACUUUCGCGAAAUAAUUCGGAAUGACAAGACCUGGAGCACAGGCGCUUCGUGCCUGGAAAUUUCAUCCGAUGUUGAUUUGUUUUUCGGCUGA